AUUUCAUGCCCCAGGGUCAAAUCAAUUGCUCGUCUUCGGAUCUAUCCAGAAGGAGUUUUUUUUCCGGUGGGACAUUAACACAAGCAGUUGGACGACACACGAAUUGCAGUCUAAGCUACGAACCUGUUUGAGCUUCUUCUUCUCCGCAUCGAAUACAAGUUUAAUGUCGUCGAUAUAUGUAUCGGAGCCUCCCACGAAGGGUAAGGUUGUACUCCAGACCAAUUACGGGGCGAUUGACAUCGAAUUAUGGCCAAAGGAGGCGCCGAAAGCCGUGAGAAACUUCGUUCAACUGUGCGUUGAUGGUUACUACGAUGGCACAAUAUUCCAUCGCAUUAUUAAGUCUUUCAUGGUUCAAGGUGGUGAUCCCACUGGAACUGGCACAGGUGGUGAAAGCAUAUAUGGAGGUACAUUUUCUGAUGAGUUCCAUUCACGUUUAAGAUUCAGCCAUAGGGGUAUAGUUGCUUGUGCAAAUACUGGUUCACCACAUUCAAAUGGAAGUCAAUUCUUUAUAACCCUAGAUAAAUGUGAUUGGCUAGACAAGAAGAAUACAAUAUUUGGCAAGGUCACUGGAGAUUCAAUAUAUAAUCUGUUAACAUUUGGUGAUAUUGAAACUGAUAAAGAUGACAGACCUCUGGAUUCUCCUCCAAAAAUACUUUCUAUUGAGGUGUUGUGGAAUCCAUUUGAUGAUGUUUUUCCAAGAGCUGCACCUUCAAAAUCUUUGUCAUCAACUACUGUUGAAGCUGGCAACAAAGAUACAAAAAGGAAGGCUACAAAAAAGUUGAACUUGCUUUCAUUUGGAGAAGAAGCACAAGAAGAGGAGAAAGAACUUGCAGCUGUGAAAACUAAGAUAAAAAGUAGUCAUGAUGUUUUGAAUGAUCCUAGGCUCUUAAAAGAUGAAAAUGCAAAAGAUAAAUUGGAUCCAUCUGAAGAUAAAGCAAGAAGAGAUUUGCAAAAGAGUGUUAGAGAAGCUUUAAGCUCCAAGAAGGAAGAGUUACCCAAGGAUUCUGAUGCUGAGUCAGCAGGUGACAGUGAUGAUGACGAGGCAAACUUCGAUGCACGCAUGCGUCAGCAGAUUAUUAAAAAGAAGAAAGAGCUUGGUGAUAUACCAACCAAGAAAAAAGGGCAAAAAGAGAGUUUAAUGUCUAGAAGCCAUAAAAAGUCUCCACCAAGAUCAAAAGAUGAAAGGCAUGAUGAUAGGCCGAAAGUGGAUAAAUUGUCUUUGAAGAAAAAAGGAAUUGGAUCCGAAGUGAGAGCAGAACGUAUGGCCAAUGCAGAUGCAGACAUGCAGCUUCUAAAUGAACAUGAAAGAGAAAGACAAUUACAAAAGCAAAAAAGACGCAGGCGUCAAGGACACGAAGAAGAUGUGCUAGCUAAACUUGAGAAGUUUAAAACAUCCAUGUUUACAAAACCUGAUGCAUCUAAUGGUGAACAAGAGGGUAAAGCUGAAGAAGAUUUGUCUGAUUGGACUAAAGCCAAGUUGAAGUUUGUGGCUGAUAAGGAUAAUAUGACACGUAGGAAUGAUCCAAAUGACUAUGUGGUGCAUGACCCUCUUUUGGAAAAAGGAAAAGAAAAAUUCAACAAGAUGAUAGCAAAACAAAAGAAACGAGAACGAGAAUGGGCUGGAAAAUCUCUUACAUGAUAAUAUAUAUAUUCAACUUCAUGUAUUAUUUAUUAUACACUAUGUGGGACCAUGUCAUAGAGAAUCA
Lactuca virosa is the source of this 1706-nucleotide messenger RNA. The record is from the annotation of a GenBank genome assembly. Lineage: Eukaryota; Viridiplantae; Streptophyta; Magnoliopsida; Asterales; Asteraceae.